UGAUCGCGCGCUUAUUUAUCGCCCGCCACUGCCAUUUCCGAUCCGGGCGACUUUAAUCCUGGCGCGAGGAAUGGCACGGCGUUAUUCCAGGCGCCGCGGGACCGGCCCCGCUGGUCGGCGGUCGCGUUUCCGUUCGCGCGCAGCUCGCUCACGCUGGGAAGCGCGCAUCGUCCCCCCCUCAGUACGUAAUGGAAUGCGCGACGGGUAGCUACCGAGUUACGCAGCUCCGCACGAUGCCCGGCCGAGAAUGCCCGUUAACAGACCGGAAUCCCGUGCAACGCGGCCGUGGACUUGACGUCUCGCCGCCCGACAUCGGCCGUCACGUCGAGCGCUCCAGGUCGCCCACCCAGUUCGCCGAUCGCCCCAGCUCCCGUGUUCUCCGCCGUCCUCGGUAGCACGUCGUAUACGUGGCAACAGAGCGCAUUGUCGUGUGUGGUGUGCCUUGGCUGCUGUGCUGUGGCCGUGCCGUGUGUGCCUGUGGCUGCCCUAAGCCGCGAGAACGCCCUCGGCGCGAGCGCUGGCCUCCUGUCACUUCUCCUAGUCAAGAGAAACAAUUUUCGUCGACGGUGGCUGGCUGGCUGGUCGACCGAGUGACGUUUCGCGUCGUCCUUCGCUUCCCAAACGAAGGACGCCGCGACGAGUUCAGGGUCCGGAUCCACCUCUUGGUGGACGCUCUUCCCCUGGAUCGACCGAGUUGAUCCAAUUGAUCCCUCGUCAUCCCGCGAUUUUUCUUCGACGCAGACCUGCUCGUGAGCUCGUAACGGAUUUCUCGUCGAUUUCUCUGCCGAAGCGGAAGCGUGGUUUGGUAGCCUUCGCCGAGGAAUGCGUACGUAGCGCGCGAACGCGGAUGUUAUUGGCUCACACCCGUCCUUUUGGAGCCUGGGAAACAUCCUCUUUCGUCCCCCUGCGUAGAUAGCCUCGGUGGGAAUUUAAUGCUGUGUGUUCGAUGGCCUUACGUACCUGGUAACCGCAAUGGGCUGACUGCGACUGGUUUAGCGUUCUUCAGAUGCUCUUCCUUCUGUGGUGUCAUCCACAUGAGAGAGUUAACUUGAUAAAAGUUGAUGGUGCUUCCGCACGUUAUCAUCUUUAUCUUUCUAUUGAUACAAUGGAGGAACCGGUUAAGAAGAAACAACGCAUUGAAAUUUGCGAGGAUGCCAAGAAUAGAUUUACUGAGAUCGAGCAACUACAAAGUAGCCUGCUUACGCGAUGUUUGUGCCACAUCCCAGAGAGCAGCCUGCGCAAACCAUUUAUUAAUACUACGGUGGGAGAAGCUGAUAGUAGCAUCCGCUCUGGCGUUCUGUCAGAAUGGCAUACGGAUCAGACCUUGGAGUUUCUCAGCGCACUACAGUUGCUGUUCGACUUGGCGAUCAAGCAGAAUGUGCGAGGUGUGAUGUGCAAAAGAGUGGCGGACGUUUGUGACGCUCUGGCGAGAAACGAGCAUGGCAUCAUCGAUCAGAUCAUCGAUCUGUCCUAUACGUCCAACAAAUUUAUCUCGUACGCCGGGAGUCGCGUGCUCGCAUCCUUCUUUAUCCUCACGAGGGAUAACGUGGAGAUUGCCUGGCUGGAGAGGCUCGUGCAAUCUCUGGUGGACAUGCACUCGACGACUAGCCAGAUGCUGUUCACCCUGGACGUGGUGAAGAGGGUAGUCGAGCACAAGGACUGCAGUAUACACCCGUUGGAGGAGCCAGACGCGUCCGUGUCGCCUCCCGGCUGCAACACGCACAUCAUCACCACCACGGAGAUCUUCGACAGCACGGAGAUCAAGGCAAUGUGUGUGAAAGCGCUGGAAUCCAAGUGGACCAUCCUUGUGUCCAAGUUCAAAACCAUUCUCAGGACUUAUACGCCGCAACACGCGUCCCUCGUCAUCACGUUCCUGCAUUUGUGGGAGACCAUCAUCUCGGUGAAAGCCAAUCUAUCCGUCAUCGACACCAAGCCCUUCUACUCGAAGUUGAAUGACCUCGUGUGGUUACUCAACAGAAACCUACCGGGUGUGAUCUGGCGACAUCUUCUCGGUUUGUUCAACGAGGUUUUGUGCUAUGGUAGCACUCUGGCGCUCCAAGACGUAUUGCCUGACGAACCGUGUUCCUUAGCGACCCUGAUCGUACGCGUCGUCAAGGAUCAUCGACUGCUCGACGCAUUACCGUAUCGUCACGGUUCCGGCAGCUUCGGUGGCGGCACCGACGACGGUGAUCGUCCGCUGUUGCAAAAGAUGGUUCUACUGGUGCUGAAAAGCGCUGCUGUGACGGUGCGGGAGACCCGUAGCGAUUCCAGCGACUCAUCCCUGGGCUCCGAGGUCGACGAUAUCGACGAGGAUAUGGCGGUGAUCGAUAGGAGUAUCCGGGAAGUGCUGCGCCAGCUGGAUCAAUGCGUCAAGUCGCUGAUGCCCUUCCAUCCGGAGAUGCCGCUCUCCCAGUGGGUCGUUCAGAUGUUCCACGAUCAGGACGACUUUCUCAUCGAGGGUAUGGUCUGCUGCCUGGACGUCGCCGUGGGUCUCUUCCACCGUAGAUCACCGUACAGCCUGGUCUCGAGAUCGAUGCUCAGCCCCCUCAGACCCACGUUGACCUUUGUGCAAUUUAUCCACGUCGUGUCGCACGAUCCGGAUGUCUUGCUGGAUCUGCUCGUCAGCAACGAGACCUGCUUUCUCCUGUAUCUCUUGCGAUUCCUCAAAUACAUUAGACGCAAUUGGGACGAGUUUGUCGAGUGUUGCAGCCGCGAGCUAGACGACACUAUGACGGUAUUGAUAAGACUGCGAUUGGCGAUCGAUCGAUUAGUGUCCAAGGCCCUGUUCCCAUACAACAUCAGUCCGGUUCUCCGUUUGCUCGCGAAAUGCGAGUCUUUUUACGAGGGUGACAUGGAGGAUGACGUGGAGGAUAACGUGGAGGGUAACGUGGAGAGUAACGUGGAGGACGGCAACACGUUUAUUAUGCAAGAAUACGAGAGAUUAGAUUAGCCGCCAAGAGGUCAAUCAAACAUGUACAAAUUGUACGAAUCUCUGUCCGAAUGUUAACUAGACUUUGUCAUCUGUAAAAUAUUCGCGUGUAGCUCUACAGAUCGCCGCAUAUUUCGUCCCAUCAUAAAAAAGAAGCGACUUAAUCGAUUUAUCGUCAAUCGUUCUUUGAAGCCCCAAAGGAGAUUAGAGAGAGACGAGCGCGUGUUUUUUUUUAAUUUAUUAACCCUUAGCAAAAUUUUCGAAUGUAAUUGAAAUUGCGAGACGGAGGUGGUGCUUUCGUUUGUUUACGAAUCAGUAAAGUUUUGAGAGAGAAGUUAAUCAGUAGUACGAAAAAGAAGAGAAUUAUUAAUAGCGAAAUUCGUAUCGAUUAUCUCAAAACGAAACUGCAUUUGUAUGGUGCUAAUGAAGUAUACCUCUGCCAAAGCACCAUUGCGAAGAUGAUGUAUACCACUAGGAUAAUAUUUAUAUGUACACUUCGAACUAUUUGUACAGUUUGCUGCCAGUCACAUCUGUAAAUGUAAUUUUUAUUUUCGUAUUUCGAUUAAUUCCUGAGAAAUAAUGUACAUAUCUCGUAAUCGCAUCUUUGCCAACUUUUGUAAUACAGAUCUUGCUGGAUAAAAUUGGACUUUUUCGUCAAAUUUCGAAACAAUUAAAAAAAAGAAUUUUUUCUAUAAUUAAUAUUGCAUACAAUAAAUAUAAUACAAAGAAGUUAAAUUUUGUUAUCAGAUCACGUUUUAUACAGCUAUAUAAAAAUACAUUUUGCAGCUUCUGAACUGAUCAAAUAAUCACGACAAUAUUAUACAAUUAGUAAAAUUUAAUUGGCAAAUAUUUGAUAUUACGAAUAUUCUUCGUUAGCAAUUAUUCAAUUGCAGACGAGAAACUAAUUUUUUUGUCAGUUUCUUCUAAAUGAAGGAGAAGAACGAAGCAAUUAUCAGAAAUUAUUUCGAGACUUUCUGAUAAACCAAUAAUUGUAUGUAAAUAGUAAAUAUAUUAACAAUUAACGAUUAACGCGCGCGACGUAUUCAGGUAACAUUUCCUUUUGUAUUACAUGUAUAAUAGACUCAAAUUUUCAUAUUUGUACUUUUAUAAUUGCGGUGUCGUUUAAUUCAAUUUUCUAAUUGAGUAAGACUUAUUUUCGGGACAUCGUGUGGCAUCGUUUUCGAUAUAGCAGCGACUUAAUUUCAUACUUUUGCGAAAAGAUCGAUCAAUUAUAAGAGAUCUAAGCGAUUUUUUUCAACCAAAAAUUUAUUGUUGUCUUUUAACGCAAGUUGAAUACAAUUUUCACCGAGACUUACUAUUAUAAUGUACAGCUCAGCAGAUUGUCACUGAUGCCCCGAUUAAUCAUGCAAAUAUUUGAUACAUUGAUUAGAGCGAUGUAACGCGCUUGUCUUAUCGGGACAAAGUGUCUGGAUUUUUUUAUUUUAAAAAAGACCAGAUAUAAUAGAAUUAAGUUAGUAACGUUAGCAGUUUUUUUUCGGCGUACUUUUAUAUUAUAAAAUUACGCUACUCUCUAUUUAGAAUUUGCAAAUAUAGCUCUAAUUAUUUAAAUAAACGCGUUCGAUCCGAGUAUCAUCGAGAAAUGUUUUGUCGAGAUGGAUAAUUUUUAAAAACACAAAAUUUUUGUACUAAAUAUUUAUAUUUGCAUAUUAAAUCAUUUAUUUAUAUAUCUGUAUUUUGUCAAUAAAUCACUAUUUCACAGCA
Molecule: messenger RNA, 4651 nt
Organism: Nylanderia fulva
Lineage: Eukaryota; Metazoa; Arthropoda; Insecta; Hymenoptera; Formicidae
Gene: lin
Product: protein lines homolog
Source: RefSeq, a predicted model, not a curated record